GGAUGACAGAAUAUUUGAAGCAUACAUAGGAGACGUGGUUACAAUAACAACCCAAAUAUCAUUUCCUGCCUGCUUCAGUUCUUUUGUGCUUUUCUUGAACACUUGAUGCCUGAAGGUUAUCCAUAGAUUCAAAACAUUCGCAGAGUCGAAUCCUGCAAAACCCGAAGAAACCCGCAUAGUGAAAUGGUGUCGAUCGUAGAAGUUGAUAGUGUUCUCCGUCGCAGUAAGGUUCCAGUCUCAAAGGAAGAAGCUGAUAUUCUAAAUUCAUGGAGGACAAAUUGUCGAAGGGCAACGAUUACGGGCACUAGUCUUGGUCUUAUUGUUACUUGGUCAGUAACAGGAAGGCUAAGUAAUUUUGCCCGUGCUAACCUUGCAGCAGUUGCUGGUCUCUGUGCUGGCGUAUUGACAUGUAAGAGCGCAUUGCAAUCAAGUGUUGAACAGUGUCUCUCUCUGAAUGGAACUCGGUUGCAAAGAGAAUUAGCUGAAAUAAUAGUGAAAAAGUACCCAUAUGAACAUGCAAUGAAGUGUCUCUCCAAACAUUUCUUCUGUGAGAAUGUUUAUGAUGAUUCAUCAUCAGACAAACCGACACAAAGGUUGCGCUUAAGGAAUUUCUCGGGUGAGAAGCUUGAUAGUUUCCAACGGACAGAAGAUGACUCCUACAAGGAUGCAUCAACUAAUUUUGGGAGGAUCAACAUGAAAAAAGCCAACCACAGAGAAGAUUCACAUGCUUCCAGAAGAAAUGAUCUUGAACAAAAGGUGAGGGCCGGUGAUGAUGCUGUGUCAGAUCCAUUUGACUGUGUAUUUGGUCUGGCUUCUGAAAAUGUGAAUGAGAUUCCUCAUCAAUCCUCCCCAGACUCAUCCCACACAUUGCCUCGAAAACAUGGUAGAAGACACAGGCGAUCUCGACGCAAGCAUCCAGUACAUCAUAAGGAGACAUCUGAUGCUACCUACUAGCUAGCUAGCACUUAGACUAUGUUUGGCUAUCAGCGUUCGAGCCAAAAUGCCAAAAGACAUUGAAAACAAAACGCUUCAAAAUGCAGCAUUUGGAGAUCACAUUUCUGCUCAUCUGCCGAAAAACAAACGCACUGUUAGUUAAGCCACAAGUCCGGGUGUUUCAAGAAAUGCAUGCCACGUGACCCUGUUUUGCUGCCUUUUUUCUCCUUUUCGGUAACCAGCUGGUGCUGUGUGGCCCAGGUGUAUUGCUUAUUGGGCAUGAUUAUGAUUUGGCAGUGAAACUUUCUCUUUUAUUCUGGUAGACUGUUGUGUAUGAAAUGAUGUUUACCUAUGGACUUGCCGAGCAUACGCAAUGCCACAGUGGUAAAUCUGGUGAUUGAAUGGUAUUGUGAGCAAAUAUGAGGCUAUGAAUUUUAUUAUCAUCAUUUCAUUAAAAAAAACUAUUGUUAUAGUUCUGAUGUUGUAUACUACGGGAAAAUGUACAUGAGAUUUGAUUUGAUACCCG
Cuscuta epithymum is the source of this 1459-nucleotide messenger RNA. The record is from the annotation of a GenBank genome assembly. Lineage: Eukaryota; Viridiplantae; Streptophyta; Magnoliopsida; Solanales; Convolvulaceae.